CGGGGCACCGGCUGCCGGCACGCGAGUUCCCUUUCCUUUUCCCGGUCCCCUUCGCAGGCUUCGCCCUCUUCCCCCCAACUCCGCAGCGGGAGGAAGAAGCAAGCAGAGACAAGGGGAAGGAGACGAGACGACACGGCCUGGGCUCAGAAGAGGAGAGAGGACAAGGAGAAGCGUCCAGAGGCUACAGACCCUGCAGAAAGCUGUAGGCGUCUUCUGGUAUUAGAACUCAGGAUAGAGGGGACAUCCUUCGCAACUUUGGUGGUCACUGAAUUUGUGAGCUGCGGGUGAUGUUAUGGUCCUUUCUUCCUUGAUGGCAAACGCAGAAGGUUAUCGCCUUGUGAGAUGCCCCAAGUGUUUGAACGUUCUCCCGGAACCGCCCAAUGUUACGGUCUACAGGUGCGGCGGAUGUGGCACCACUCUUCGAGCUAAAACCCGGGCUAGCAAUGGACAGGAUGUGGCCAAGAAACAAGUUCGGCAAGACUCCGACAAGUUUUCGGUUGCUACCUCAGUUAGCAAUAAUGGAGUGCUUCCUCAAGCCAAAGAUCAUGCUUCCACCGAAGUUACCAUGGACAGCUCCUGCAUUGCCGACACUCCUAGCACCGAGCAUGGCAGCGAUUGCACAAGGAGCAAUCAAAGUGGUGAUGUUGUGCUACCUGAGAAGAAUGAUUUGGAGGUUGAGAAUAAUGAGAGCAAAGACCAUCAGGAUUUUGAAGGCCAGGAUGCCAAUUCACGGAUGGAAGGUCCUGCUGACCUGGGAAACUCCAAUGCAAAUAGCACAUGCCGAGAUUCUGGCGAAGCAGAAAACCACGUCAUUGAACAACCUGCAGAGAAUUCAGAGACUUGCAGAGUAAGAGAAGAUGAUGAUACGGUGUGCCACUUGAACGCCUCUGAAAACAACAUGCUUUCUUCUGAGAUGAGCCAAGCAGCCGUCAGUAUGCAAGAUGCUGAGCAGAAGGAAGCAGGCGCAGCCGAACAUGCAGCAAACAAGAAGAGCUAUCUUGUUAGGGUACUGUCUCGGUCGUGUGAUCUCCGAGCGUCAGUUAAUUCGCUUGAUUUCCAUUCUGCACGGACUUCUCUUCAGUCAAAGAGCUUCAGGGCAAGUGAACCUCUUCAAUCGAAGAUCAUGAACACGGUGGAUGAACUGAAGGGCGACCUUUCCGAACUGUUCCAUAAACCUUCAGAAUCCAACAAGCCGAAGGCGUAUCAUCCUCCACGUCCUUCAAAACAAGACGCAGGACACAUGACUCGUGCAGCCAUCACAUCCAGCGCACCUCUUGCCGCAUACCAUCCUGCUCCCAAGCAUUCUGGCUACGCAGCUCGCCUCAGCAGGUCUGGCCAGGUUGCUCCCCGUGGGCUGCCCUCGCUGCGAUACCGCCGGCACAGGGUUUACUCCUACCAUCACAAUGUGCAGUCGGAGAUGAGACCCUGCCGGCACGAGUGCUGCCACAGCUGCCAGCCACCCUGUUACAGGUCCUGCAAGCAAGAACCUGCGGCAAUGCACAAGCCACCGGUCGACAGGGAGAUCAAGCGCCGCCCUCCGCCCAGAAACCACUGCCGGCCGGCCCUCCGCGGCGCCCCGUUCGUGAUCUGCUCCAACUGCGUCAUGCUCGUCCAGCUGCCCACCGACUUCGCCGUCCCGAGCAGAGGGACUCGCCGGCUGCAGUGCGGCUCCUGCUCCGGGAUCCUGUCCUACUCGUACAGGGACCCCAGCAGGAAGAAGCCGCAGUCGCCGUUCGGCGGCGACGAGUACAGCACGGACGGCUACGACUACGAGGUCCGCCACCAGCAGGCCGCUGCCGACGGCCGCUUCGCCGCCGGCUUCGAGCAGGCGGACCCGGUGUCGUACUCGGAGGAGUACGGCCUGUCGUUCGGCGUGAGCCACUCGACCAGCACCGAGGACGGGCAGCCGCUGUACGUGUCGAGGAACUCAUCGUUCAACACCGCCGACGGGAGGGCGGGAACGGACGGCAAGCUCCACCGGCUGAUGGGGUACUCGUCGGCGAGCGAGCUGCUGCGGCGGUACUCCCCCGACCUGUUCGAGAGCUUCGACGGGCGCACGCCCAAGCCCAACACCGCGAGAGCGCACCCCCACGCCGACUGGAAGGGCAAAGGCGUCUGCGUGGCGGGAGAAGGCGACGCCGACGCGCCGCGGGACGGUGCGGCGGUGAAGCGGUCGAAGGCCAGGGGCCUGCCGCUCCAGGGGAUUCUGAGGAAGGGAAUCCACAGCCUGGAAUCGCUCAAGCUCAGGUCGUAGCCGACGCGGAUCAUUUGUUGCUUGCCGGGACCGCGGCGAGCUUAGGAGAUGGUAGCAGACGCGACAGCCGACUGGUUUAGAUUUUUAGCACGCGACAUGAUUGAUUCAGUCGCCGGCGUUGUGAUGGGCGUUUUAGUGGUUAGGCAUUUCUGAUCGGUGUGUGCUGACUGUUGAGGUGUUUGCACUUUGCACUUCAUCUGUUACUGUAAAGUUGGUUGUAUCGGCAAUUUUUGUGUGUUGUUUGAUGUUGUAGUAGGGUUUGCAGUUUGCACGCGGCACGUGCUUGAUGACGGUGACAAAUGACAAUGUUGUUGCAGUUUGGCUUUC
Panicum hallii is the source of this 2581-nucleotide messenger RNA. RefSeq lists its product as uncharacterized. The record is from RefSeq and is a predicted model, not a curated record. Lineage: Eukaryota; Viridiplantae; Streptophyta; Magnoliopsida; Poales; Poaceae. Gene Ontology annotation, biological process: regulation of defense response to fungus. The transcript is spliced from 3 exons. The coding region runs from base 293 to 2254 and encodes 653 amino acids.